Molecule: messenger RNA, 771 nt
Organism: Liolophura sinensis
Lineage: Eukaryota; Metazoa; Mollusca; Polyplacophora; Chitonida; Chitonidae
Exons: 4
Coding region: 88-681 (197 amino acids)
Biological process (GO): intracellular calcium ion homeostasis
Cellular component (GO): extracellular region
Molecular function (GO): hormone activity
Source: RefSeq, a predicted model, not a curated record
UUAAAACUGACACGAUAAAACAACAAUUUGUUAUCGGACGUGUAUCAGUUUAGAGAAGGAUACAGAUUCGUACUGCGCCCCAUCAGAAUGGCUGCUGCCACAACCCUCGUUUUUCUACUGUCCGUGGUAACUCCUCUGACCCAGGCCUGGUGGAUAUUUGGAAAUAAAGAACGCCCAGUCCAGGCUGUUGGAGCGGUAGACCCUGACUGCAUCCGUCAUGCUGAGCUGGGAUCCUGUGAGUUCUACGCAUGUCUGGAGAGGAGGUUCCCAUGCGGAACAGACUCUUACCCGCUGACACACGGAGCUUACUACUGUCACAAAUUCCAAAAUUAUCUGCACAUGUUUAACGAACAGGGCCGCCGAUGGGUACGUAAUUCCCGCCAGUGUUUGACACGGAACCUGAGAGCAACGUACACGCUGAGCGAAGUCACGUGCAGAGAUAUUUCCCGGGAAAGGUUUCGUACAGUGUCCAAUUGUUUCGUCAGUCGAGGAUUUUGCAGCAUAAUGUGGAAUAAUAAGGAAGCUCUGUUAAAGGUCUUUGAGGCUGAAGAUCUAGUGGACAGACAAGUAGCAAUCAGGGUCUGGAGAGAGAUAUUUGACAUUGCCAGAGGUUGUGCCGGCAGGAACAUUGAGCGUUUUAUUGAAUGGGCGUUGGAUACACAGUUGCCUCUGCAUGGGUAGAAAUUUAGCCUACUCAUUGGUCUGCGUCUAUCCACUUCACACUAUCUACUGAUACAGGAUAUAUUAAUAUUAGUAUAUAGCUGAACAUAA